AUGAGCGGUGAGAAGAAACGACAUCGAUGGAAAUAUAGUCCAGUAUUAAUUGAAGAAAAUAUAACAAUCGAUUCGAAAUCUAUAACAACAACAACAAGAACUGAAGAAGAAAAACAUACGGAAAAUACUAUACGUAAAUGGUAUAAUAAUAAUGAUGGUGAUAGUGAUGAUGAUGAUGAUGAUGGAAUUAAUCAAAAUCAACCUCAACAAACAAUAUCAGAAAAAAUUGAACGAGUUUUACGUAAAAUAAAUGCAUGGACAAAUGAAAAAACAGCGGCGUCAACAGAUACUAAUGAUAAUAAUAUACAACGAGAACCAUUACAAGAUACAUCUUUCAACAAAACAAGUCUAUCAACUUAUGAUUAUAUUCGUCAGGAACAAGAAUGUAAACCUCGUUCGAAAAAGCCAACAUCAAAUACAUUAUUUAAUUCUUUACGACAACGAUGUUCUUCAUCAACAUUUGUUGAUCCAAAUACAAUUCAAACUCAACAUGUAUCAGUUCAUAGACCCCAUUCAAUGAUAUUUACUGAUGAACCCAUAUCAUCUAUGACAACUACAUCAUCUAUUUUAAAUAAUAAUAAUAAUAAUUAUUUUUAUGACGACUUAGAUAGAAAGAAAAAAAUGCCCGAUACCAAAGUUCAGUUUUCCUCAUUUCGUCAUAAAAAAUCAUCUGGUAAACAUCCGGUUUUGAUUAAUUUACUUGAUAAUAACAAACCUCAACGUCGAUCUUUAUUUUCUCCAUAUACCAAUUUAGCACCUUUAUCAUCAAUGUAUGGUUCGGAUUUUUUCUAUCCAUCAACAACCGAAGAAGAAAAAGAACAACAACAACAGCAACAUGAAUACGAUAAUUUAACCUUUAUACAAAAUUCAUCUCAUCAUAAUUAUGAUCCAUUUCCAAUUCUAGUUGAUUGUCAACAUUGUAAUCGAACUAUUGAUCGAUCAUCUUUUCGUGACACAUCAUGUCAAGUACCAUCAGAUGAUGAUGAUGAUGAAAAGAAUGUCUAUCAAGAUGUUCAAAUUGAACGACAUAAAACAAAACGAUCAUCACCAUUGUAUAUAUCACCAACAUCAACACCACCACUAUGUCAACCACCAAUGGCAAUUAAUUUAUUAUCACCAUAUCAUUUUCGACGAAAACGUUCAUUAUCAUCAUAUUUUGGUUUACAUAAUCGUUCUAAAUCAGCUCCGUCAGCUUCUUCUUCAACAGUAUCAUCAAAUUCAAGUCGUAUAAAACAUCUUUCUGAGAAAAAAAAUCAUAAAAAAUUACAACCAACACUUUCCCCUUUACAGACGGUUACAACUGUACCGUCUUUACUACCUGAAUCUGCUCCUGUUUCAUCAACACCAUCGACUACAGCCCUUCUUCGUUCUAUAAAAACAUCAAUAUAUGCUAUGAAAAAGCGUCUCAAAGAUAUUCGUCGUUUGUCCGAGGAUUCGAACGUGACAACUGUGUUAGACGAUUAUACUGCACGUAGUUCACAAGAAUUAACUGUAAGUAAAGGACAACACGUUCGUGUCGUACAACGACAACCACCCAAUGCACCUGAUUGGUGUCUUAUACGUGUAUUGAACGAUCAUCAUAAUCCAUCGAGUCCAUCAUCACUUGCUGCAUCCUCAACAACAAUCACAACUGGUUCAAUUGAUUUACCAUCUCCAUCAUCUUCAAAAUAUAUUGAAGGACUUGUACCAGCAGCUAUUCUUAAAUCAACUAAAUCAUCAGCAUCAAAUAUUCAUCCAUUACCCCCAUUAGCUCUUUCGACAAGUACUAAUAAAACCGAACAAGAUUCUAUUUUAAAUAAUACAGACGAUUCUCAAUCAAGACAACAACAACAAUCACCAGCUGUCCAUUUUAGUAAACGUAAAGCUAGUUUUAGGCGAAUUCUUAAAAAUCCUGUUCGACGUUUGAGCUUAAAAGAUAAUAGCAGUAGUAAAGAUGUUAAAAAUUCAACACCACGUGAUUUAGUAUCAGUAUCAGCAUCUAUUAUAUCAACAGAUAGUGGUGAUGGUAUAUCGAAUAAUAAUAAAAAACAAUCCAUAUCAUCGAAUUCCACAACCUCAUCAAAAAUCAAAGCAUUCACAUUUACAAACUCCGACGAUUUGACGUUGUUUCCUGAUGAUACGGUAUGGUAUCUUUUGUUUCGAUGA
Messenger RNA from Rotaria sp. Silwood2, 2145 nucleotides. The record is from the annotation of a GenBank genome assembly. NCBI's taxonomy places the organism in Eukaryota, Metazoa, Rotifera, Eurotatoria, Philodinida, Philodinidae.